AUGGUGGGAAUGCUCGGCUGGUUUUGGCUGUGUGCGUUCAGGUUCCGGGGUAAGGCUGCGUUCGGAGCCCUGGGCUUGGUUCCUUUCCCAGUUACGCUUCAGGAUGCGGUAGUCUUGACGACACUGGCGCGGAGGAGCUCCACCUCGGCUUGGAGAUUGACCUCCGCCGACGGUCCCCUCUGGGAGGUACCCUCCUGGGGGGUACUGUGCUGGGCAUCUCGGCUACCCUCAGUAGGCAUGGCUGAGUGUGGAGUGAAGAAGAGGCGACGGGGCCGGAUAGGUGAAGGAGCCAGCUGGGCUGGUAGAGAAAAAUGGGUUUUAAGUGUUAGAUUCCCACAGACGGCGCCAAACUGUUGA
Prunus armeniaca (apricot) is the source of this 357-nucleotide messenger RNA. NCBI's taxonomy places the organism in Eukaryota, Viridiplantae, Streptophyta, Magnoliopsida, Rosales, Rosaceae. The record is from the annotation of a GenBank genome assembly.